This is a messenger RNA of Seriola dumerili (greater amberjack), 3871 nucleotides long. It is a transcript of the gene ugt1a1, whose product is annotated as UDP glucuronosyltransferase family 1 member A1. Gene Ontology annotation, molecular function: UDP-glycosyltransferase activity. The coding region runs from base 146 to 1729 and encodes 527 amino acids. Lineage: Eukaryota; Metazoa; Chordata; Actinopteri; Carangiformes; Carangidae. The record is from RefSeq and is a predicted model, not a curated record. The transcript is spliced from 5 exons.
AUAAUCGCCCGCCUGCAAAUGCAGCCUGAACUUCCUGCAGAACUUAAACACACACAUACACACGCGUGCACACAUUAAGGCACCUCUUAAAAACAGGCAGCAUUAGCUCUGACAACAAGCCAGCUUGCACAACAGAGAGUAGGCAAUGAGCGGCGGGGUGUGGUUUCCUGCACUGGGGCUGGUGGCCUGGAUGUGCUGCCUCAGUCUGGGGCCCGUUCAGGGGGGGAAGGUGCUGGUUAUGCCUGUGGAUGGGAGCCACUGGCUUAGCAUGAAGAUACUGGUUAAGGAGCUCACCCGCAGGGGCCAUGAGGUCUUGGUCCUGGUGCCUGAAACCAGCCUGUUAAUCCAUGGCUCAGAGAGCUACAAGACUGAGAUCUACCAAGUGCCAUACACCAAAUCUGAACUGGAUGGAAAUUUCAACCAGCUGAAGGAUGGAGUGUUCCUCAAGCCACCAGGAAUUUCAGAUUUGUUUGUCAAUGUGGAACGUUUGGUUAACUUUACUUCAAUGCAGGUGAAAGGUUGCGAGAGUUUGCUUAACAACCAGCCUCUUAUGAGUCAACUGAGGAAAGGGGGCUUCGAACUUGUGCUAACAGACCCCUUCCUUCCCUGCGGCUCCGUCCUGGCUCAUGAUUUCUCCAUUCCAGCUGUUUAUUUCCUGCGGGGACUUCCAUGUCAGCUGGAUGUGAAGGCUAACCAGUGCCCCUCUCCUCCUUCCUAUGUCCCUGUGUUCUUCUCUGAUAAUACAGACACCAUGACUUUCCCACAGAGAGUAAAAAACAUUCUCAUGUCUUUUGUUGAGUCCUACUUAUGCAAAGUAAUCUAUGGUCACUUUGACGAUCUGGUCAGCAGGUACUUUGAAGACAGCAUGACCUACAAGGAUCUUCUUAGUCAUGGUGCUAUCUGGCUUCUCAGAUAUGAUUUUACUUUUGAAUGGCCCAGACCCGUCAUGCCAAACAUGGUUUUUAUUGGAGGUAUCAACUGUGCAAAGAAAGCUCCUCUGCCAGCGGACCUGGCGGAGUUUGUGGAUGGCUCAGGAGACGACGGAUUUAUUGUCUUUACCCUGGGCUCAAUGGUGUCCAACAUGCCUGAGGAGAAGGCUAAACACUUCUUUGAUGCUUUUCGUCAAAUUCCUCAAAGGGUUGUCUGGAGGUACACUGGAGUCACACCUGAGCAUGUACCUAAGAACGUCAGGCUUAUGAAGUGGCUACCUCAGAACGAUCUGCUAGCCCAUCCCAAGGCUAAAGUUUUCAUUUCUCAUGGAGGUACCCAUGGUAUCUAUGAGGGUAUCUGUAAUGCUGUACCCAUGUUGAUGUUUCCACUGUUCGGGGACCAGGGAGACAAUGUAUAUCGCAUGGUGGUCCGUGGUGUUGCGGAGACACUCAGUAUAUAUGAUGUGACGACUGAAAAAAUAUUGGCUGCACUAAAUAAUAUCAUCCAUGAUAAGAGUUACAAAGAGAAAAUAGUGGAGCUGUCUCAGAUUCACCUGGACCGUCCCAUUGAGCCUCUGGAUCUGGCUGUUUUCUGGACCGAGUUCACCAUGAGACACAAAGGAGCUACACACCUGAGAGUGGCUGCACAUGAGUUGAACUGGAUUCAGUACCACAGCCUGGAUGUCAUCUGCUUUUUUGUUAUAAUUCUCCUAACUGUUCUGUGGGUGACACUGAAAUGCUGCUUGUUCUGCACCCGCAAGUGUUGCAGAAGGGGAACUGCGAAGAGAAAAUCCGAUUAAUGUUUUUAAUGCAUUAGGGUUUAUAAAUUCUGUGAUGAAGUGAAUAGUGGAGGUUAAAACACUGCAGUGAGAUUUCACACUGAUGUAAUGUAUGUGUGUGUGUAUAUGUGUGUGUAUAUGUGUGUUUGUAAAAUCUCAGCCAAAGUGCCAUCACUACAUUGUCUUAUACAUUCACAGCAUGAUGCUGUCAAUGAUUGACUGAAGCCAUCAUUUGGAAAACAAACUUCCAACCAAAUAAAUUUUUUUAAUUACUUGGUCAUGGACUUGGAAUAUUAUAGGUAAUUGCUAUAUUUCUUAUGGACAACACAUGGUCUGAUACAUUAUUCUUUUCCUGUAACAAAGCACUUCAGCCAAUGCAAUAGACCCUUUCACAGCCAUAUUAGAGCUCCACAGCUCAUGGCACAAUAUCCUCAGAAAAGCUAAUCGCAUUUUUGAACUUAAAUCAUUAACGUUGGUGUCUCACUUGUUGCAAAGACACUGUGCAUAUCUGCUUUUAACUUGCACCUUACCAUUUAGAUACAAAUAGCUUAACUUUAACUUCAUUUAAAUGCUCAACUACAUAACAGCUAGCUAACACAGGCUGCUAUGAGUUGGCUGUCAGCCCAAGCUAUGUAGAUCAUCAAACAGUCGGAUAUCUUGCCCUUGAAUAAUGGUUAUUGAAGACACUCUUCACUUUUUUCAACCUCCUAUAAUGAAAGAAAAAAAAAUGUAUUGUAGCUUCCGUUCUACCUUCUACCCUAAGUUCAGCCUUAGUGAGGGAGGAGGAAAUUAUGUCAUCUUGGCUCUUACUUGGUUUGUAUUCCCUUCAGUAAAACUUAACCUGCACUCCAGGUUGCUAGAAAACUAUAAAAAUUUCACUGUUAAAUGCACCGUCAGACUGCAUGAAGACACAUGAAAAAAUGUGUCUGUAAGUUUUUCAUCGUACAUCAGAAAUGAUUAUUGCUGAAUGGGUGAAAAUAGUGUGCAACCCAAAGUGAAAUGCACUAGUCUCAGUUUGAAUAGUGCUCUCCUCUUACUAACUACUGAAUUCAUGCCCAGCAGUGUCUGUUAAUCUGUGUUAUGCACAUGCAAUAGAAGCUGCAACUUUUGCUGUGUUGGUUAACCUCUCUGCCUGCUUUGCAGAGGUUGGGGUCAUGCUGGUGGUAACCUCAUAGUUGUAGUAGUUUAAUGCAAACACUUUCGGUUCUUAAGGAGGCUAUUUAUGUGUAAGGUGUUGGCCUUACUCUGUAAUGUGCCUUGAUGUAAUGUAAGUUAGGAUUUGGCACGAUAUAAAUACAUUUGAAUUGAACUUCUGUGUAGAAUUUGCAUUGUACAAACUGCACAGGUGGCCACUGAAAAGACAGUAGUGAUUUUAAAAGUUGCUGUUAAUGUAAGCUGGAUUUCUCACCUGUUUCAUUAUACAUUUAAAUAUCCUAAAUCUUUCCUUUUUACCAUUUGACUGAGCUACAUUUAACAAUCCUGUCAUAGAAAGUGUUGUUCAUUUGACUUCAAAAUAUGAGUUCCAACUAAUUUACUCAGAAUAAAACUACAACCAAAUACAACCUACAGCCAACUCUGUCCAACUAGACAGCCAUCUCCUCCAGAUGGUUGUCUCCUGGUCCACUGAGACCAGGACUUUGUGGACCUAGCCCCCUAAGAUUCUCUGUAUUGUCAAUGUCACCUCCAUCUGUAAGGUGUUGUGUACUGUUCUGUUUGACUGCAUGCGAGGGCCAAAUAACUCUUCCUGAGGGUGCAAAACAUGGGAAUCACUUGCAUUCAGUUACAAGCCUGCAGGGGCAAUGUAGCACCAAUAUGGAACUUCUUACUAACUUUGCUAGUAUGCUUUCUAAGUACUGACUACUAUUGGUAAAAUUGGUCAAAAGUGAGUUUAUAUAAUUCACGUCAGUUGUACUAACUUCUUCUUUUGACUCAGUGACUUUCCAUCAUGCCACUUGUACCUGGUAACAGAGAUCUCAACACAGACCACUGCAAGUUUUAGCCGUCCUCAUAAACAAUGAUAAGAUGCACAUAUGAGGACUGGAUGAAUCAACUUCUUGAGUGGAUCUUAUGCACACUAAAAUGAUUCCAUCUUGUGGACAGUAGAAAUAAUAGACUAUACUGUAUGAGGCUUCUCAGCUUGCUAAUAAAACCAUUUCUGCUGUU